Anopheles coustani is the source of this 1825-nucleotide messenger RNA. RefSeq lists its product as uncharacterized. The transcript has a single exon. Lineage: Eukaryota; Metazoa; Arthropoda; Insecta; Diptera; Culicidae. The coding region runs from base 1 to 1305 and encodes 434 amino acids. The record is from RefSeq and is a predicted model, not a curated record.
AUGCCCGCGUUGGACGACUCGGAGAUUUCGGUGCCGCCGUACAUCGGCGAGGAGUUGAUCUUGCAGUCGAUCACCGACGGUUUGCGGGUGAAGAAUGUCCGGCUCGUCGAGUACAAGAUCUCGCGUGCGGUAUCCGCCGGGGACAACUACAUGAGCGAUGUGUACAGAAUCGUAGUUCACUUCACGGGUGAGUGCGCCGCGACCGAUCGGUCGAUCACGGUGGCCCCGGAUGGCACGACGAAAACCGUUUCGCUCGUGGUGAAAAGCCUUCCGAACACCGGCAAACGGGGCACGAUCAUCGAGGAUCUGCAGACGUACGAGAAGGAGGUGGCCAUGUUCCGGGACGUGGUGCCGAAGUUGUCGCAGAUGGUGGAGGGGACGUUCUUUGCCGCUCGCUGCUACCACGCGACUAACGUCCCGGACCGGGUGAUCGUGUUCGAGGACCUGAAGGCGCUCGGGUACGUGAACAGCAACCGGCAGGCCGGCUUCGACUUCCACCAGUGUGCCCUGGUGAUGGAGAAGAUUGGUCGGUUUCAUGCCGCCUCGAUGCGGCUUGCCGAGCAGGAGCCGGAGCUGAUGCGCAAGCAGUUUCACUUCAACAUGUUCAACCCGGACGGUGGGCAGGCAAACGACGACAUCCAUGCCGUCUUUGAGAAGGGGCUGGCAACGUUGAUCGGGGUGGUGCGCAAAAACUGGGCCGGUUUCGAUCCGUCGAUUGUGGCCAAGCUGGAGCGGUUGGUGCCCGUUUACGUUGACCGCUUGCGCAAGUGUCUGGAGCAGGACGUGGAGACGGACGGUGGCUUCCGGGUGCUGAACCACGGGGAUCUCUGGUCGAACAACAUCAUGAUCCGCUACGAUACGAACGAGCCGAACACCGUGCGGGACGUGGUGUUUGUCGAUCUGCAAAUUAGCUUCUACACCAGCCCGGGAAUCGACUUGAACUACGUCCUCGCCAACUGCCCGAACUACGAGACAAGGACGCGGCUCGAUGAACUGCUCGACGUGUACUACCGAUCGUUCAGUGGGACGCUCCGGCAGCUCGAGUACCACACCGUGCCUACGAUGGAGCAGGUUCGGCGCGAGAUCCGCCGGAUGGAGUUCUUCUCGCUGGUCUCCGUCGUUUCCAUACUGCCGAUCGUGCUGAUGGACCACACGGACGAGGUCGUGGCCGACAUGGAAAGUUUGCUCAGCGACGGCGCGGACGGGGAGAAGGCUCGCGAAAUCCAGUACAACGGGGCCAACUAUCAGCGCAUCGUGCGCCCAAUGUUGGUCGAGUUCAAUCGCCGGGGGUUGUUGGAUCUCUGAGGAGAAGGAAGAAGAACACUAAGCAAAGCGUGUAAAUAACGAACAAGUGAAACAGGGGCUUGAAUAUCAGGUGCUAUCGAAGCAACCCUGGCGAUGAGCUGCUUUUUCCACUUACCUGUGAUUUUACAGUACUUUUCCUUGCGCCUCGAAUUCUCAGUCAAUUUUCAUCUUUUCCGCUAACAUUUUCAUGCAUCUUACCACAAAACUAUUAUAAUUAAAUAUCGAAUACUAUAAAUUGAAGAAUGGAUAGCUUUCUGCUUUCAGGUAGAGUUACAACGAAACGAAAAGUCGAUUUAAAGAAAAUCAUCGAAAAGGCGUUGCAAUUACGCCGGAAGCGAAAAUAAGUUGGAAUUGAAUUGUCGAAAUGGAUCACAAAACUGUCGAAAACGGGUUUAACAAAUUAGUUUAGUUGGCGAAAGAAAAUUGAAUGAAAAAAGACGCUUGCACUGAAGUCAUCAAAAUAAAUGACGUUGUAUCACUUUAAAUACGGUAAUGCCAAUUUCUCUCUAUAGCGUGAUUU